Molecule: messenger RNA, 1105 nt
Organism: Micropterus dolomieu (smallmouth bass)
Lineage: Eukaryota; Metazoa; Chordata; Actinopteri; Centrarchiformes; Centrarchidae
Gene: mdkb
Product: midkine b
Exons: 5
Coding region: 109-552 (147 amino acids)
Molecular function (GO): growth factor activity
Source: RefSeq, a predicted model, not a curated record
GAGGAGCAGAUGCGCCACAAAACACCUUCUAUAAAUGUACACGAUAUAUCCUGACUUUAACUGUUCGAGGUGGGAGGAGCUCAAGGCGUCACGUCACCGGCGCUCUGGAUGGAACCAAUGCGAAGUUUGUUCUCAGUGACGCUGCUGCUGCUCCUGGCCCUGACGCUCGCCGCCGAGGCCAACAAAAGAGCCAAAGCUCACAAAGGUGGUAAAAAUCCUAAGAGCCCGUCAGAGUGCUCCCCUGAAGAGGUCCAGUAUGGGAAAUGUGUCCCACAAAAAGGGGACUGUGGAGAGGGACUGAGAGACGUCACCUGCAAAGAUCUGACCAACAAGGUUCACUGCAAGAUCCCGUGCAACUGGAAGAAGGACAUCAGUGACUGCAAGUACAAGUUCGGCCAGUGGGGAUCCUGCGACGCCAACACCAACACCAAGAGCCGAUCAGGAACGCUGAAGCGGGCGCUGUUCAACGCCGACUGUCAAGCCACCGUCAAGGUGUCCAAACCCUGCUCCCCCAAAGUCAAGAAAACCAGAGGGGACAAGAAGUCAAACUAACGGAUGAACGGACACAGAAGAUGGCAGAUUCCCUUCUCUGCCUCCAGUUGAACAAUCGUCUUCCAUCCUUCAUCAAACACAAAAGAAACAGAGAGACUCCUCCAAAACACGCCAACCACCUUCAGAUUUUUAUCCUCCUUUGACUUUUCUUCUUGUUUUACCGAUUCUGAUUCGAUGUUCUUGUGUUUAUUAAAAUGCGGAAAGCUUUUCCAGAACCCUCCCUCUAGAUAAGAAUGAAUAAUAACCGCCCUGGUAGCUGAUAGUUUGUUUUAACAGUGAGUUUCAGGUAGUCCUAAAAAGCUUUGACAGUAGCCGAAGUUAAUGUUCCGGUCGGGAAAUUCUCCUCAAUGGUCCGGGACGUCAGUAACUGGACCGUAAAGAGUUCUGUUUAGAGUCUCCUUUUAAGAUAUGUAAAAAAACCAAUAAUUAGAAAGGCUUGGAUGGAUCUGUAACGGCAAAAUCCAAUAUAAAAUCUAUUUUUUGAACUAUAGAUUGUUGCAAGAUGAGACUUGUAUAAAUGAACAAAUUAAAUACUGUACAUUGUUUUGGUGAA